Messenger RNA from Phymastichus coffea, 1308 nucleotides. Its product is annotated as retinol dehydrogenase 12-like. The transcript has 6 exons. The coding region runs from base 306 to 1292 and encodes 328 amino acids. NCBI's taxonomy places the organism in Eukaryota, Metazoa, Arthropoda, Insecta, Hymenoptera, Eulophidae. The record is from RefSeq and is a predicted model, not a curated record.
CUCUCUCUCUUUCUCUCUCUCUCUGCAACUUAUUCAAGUAUUCAAUUUUUACGGAUUACAAUGUAAAAAGGUUUUUGAUUAUCUUUAUUUUUAAAUCACGCUGUCAUCAGUAGAGGAGAAAAUAUUACGAAGCAUUACACUUGAGAAGAGAUAAUGCAAAAAGAAUUUUUUAUUAUCUACAUAUACAACAUGCAGUUUUGAAAGGUUUAGAAAUAGUUUAUAUUCAUUAAUGCUCCAUUGAAUGAAUACAUUAGUACCAGUGAUAGAUCAAUUUAAUACAAUUAAUUCAAUCAUUGUUGAAAAGAAUGGUUUCAACUUGGUAUUAUCUUAUUUUGCCAAUUGUAUUGAUCGCUGGAAUUUUACGAAAAUCUAGAGAAUAUGCUUGGGGAAAAUGUAAGAAUAAAAGCAAUUUAGAAGGACGUGUUUUUAUUGUUACGGGUGCUAAUUCUGGAAUUGGUAAAGAAAUAGUGAAAGAGUUGGCUAAACGAAAAGCUACUGUGGUACUUGCUUGUCGAAACUUGCAAGCUGCCAAAGAUACUGUUCAAGAAAUAUGUAAAAAUGCACCGAAUGCACAACUGGUUCCAAUGGAACUUGAUCUUGCUUCAUUUGUGUCAAUUAAAAGCUUUGCAGCACAAGUCUUGAAACAAUAUCCAGAGAUACAUGUUUUGAUUAAUAAUGCUGGUGUGUAUGUACCUUUACAAAAUCGAGAUAAAGAUUUAACCAAAGAAGGAUUUGAAAUACACUUUGGAGUUAAUCAUUUGGGACAUUUUUUACUAACAAAUUUAUUACUUGAUAGAUUGAAAGAAAGCACUCCAAGCAGAGUUGUUGUAGUUACAUCAAAACUUUUGGAAUCUGGAGUUAUUGAUUUUGCAAAUUUGAAUGGUGAAAAAAGAUUACCGGUGAAAGGAGGAAUGAACCCUGGAUAUUGCAAUUCCAAAUUGGCAAAUGCUUAUUUUGCUGCUGAACUUGCAAGAAGAGCUGAACAAACUGGUGUAUCUGUAUACAUGGUUUGUCCUGGAUUUACUUACACCAGCCUUUUUAGACACGUGAAGAGAAGUUGGUUCCACUAUAUUAUCUUUUCUCCAGUUGCUUUACUUUAUUUACGUACAGCAAAUCAAGGUGCACAAACUAUUCUACAUUGUGCUACUGAUCCUACUCUAUCAAAUGAAACUGGUAAAAUGUAUCGUGACUGCAAAGUUUAUACUUCCAAGAAAACUUUUGAUCCAGAAACAGCAAGUAAACUUUGGGAAGUAAGUGUCAAAUUUACAGGUCUACAGGAAACUUUUUUGUAAUUUAAUUUUAAUUGAA